AUGCCAGCCUCGGUCCCAAGCUACUCGAGUUCCAACGUGGCGGAUGUGGAGGCAACGUGCCAGAAGUACGGCCUCAGUAAGGAGGAAUUCUUAGAGCUCCGCAAGGGAAGUGUAGCAGCCAAGGCGACGGCCUAUUGCCCUUACAGCCAGUUCCGGGUCGGCGCUACGAUCCUCUCCGCGGACGGCACCUAUAUCAGCGGCGCCAACGUUGAGAAUGCCGCCUACCCCGUGGGCACAUGCGCGGAGCGCGUGGCCUUCGGCAAGGCGGUCACGGAGGGGCAUAAGAAGUUCCGAGCGGUGGCGGUCGCCACUGAUAUAGCCCCCCCGGCCAGCCCUUGUGGGAUGUGCCGGCAGUUUAUACGCGAAUUCUGCGACCUCCAUAUCCCCAUCCUCAUGUUCGACAAGAACGACGACUACGUUGUGCUCCAAUUGGAAGAGCUGUUGCCAUUGUCCUUUGGGCCGGAAGCCUUGCCUCCUGUGCAACGUGCCAUGUGA
Neoarthrinium moseri is the source of this 495-nucleotide messenger RNA. RefSeq lists its product as uncharacterized. NCBI's taxonomy places the organism in Eukaryota, Fungi, Ascomycota, Sordariomycetes, Amphisphaeriales, Apiosporaceae. The record is from RefSeq and is a predicted model, not a curated record. The transcript has 3 exons. Gene Ontology annotation, cellular component: cytosol. Gene Ontology annotation, molecular function: zinc ion binding; cytidine deaminase activity. Bases 1 to 495 code for a protein of 164 amino acids.